AUGUUCCAGCUCUUAACGCUGCAAAACAUUGCUCAGCUGCCAAAGAGUGGGGGAGGUGGUAAACCUCAUCCUAGAUCCAAAUUCAGCCGAAAAGAAGACGAGCAGCUGACUUAUUUGGUCGAAUCCAUCGGAGAUGACCUGGAUUGGAAGGCCAUCGCCAGCAAAAUGCCUGACAGAACGCCUAGGCAAUGCAAGGAGCGUUGGACUAACUAUCUAGCACCAAACCUUGACAAGUCUCCUUGGAAAGAGGAAGAAGAUCAGCUCCUCAUCAAGAAAUAUGAGGAAUUAGGUCCACGCUGGAGACUUAUCGCUAAGUCUUUCCCAAACAGGACUGAAAUCAGCGUCAAAAACCGCAUGAAAAAGAACUUACGCAAACAAUUAAAGAAUCAACGCUUUAUCGAGAGACUCGCUCAGUCUUAUGCUUUAAUGCAACAAAAGAACAUGACGUUCAUCCAAAACAACGCUCAAAUCCAGAAUUCUCAAAAUCAAAUUCAAAAUAUCCAAAAACCAGCAGAAAUCCAAUACACAUCCCCAGUAUCAGAUUACCCAUUGGAUGACGUAUUCCUUAAUGAUUUCAGUCAAUCAAAUGACGAUGAAAUUUUACUUGAUCCAGAAUUUUCUCUUAUGUAA
Messenger RNA from Trichomonas vaginalis G3, 630 nucleotides. Its product is annotated as RNA polymerase II transcription regulator recruiting protein. Gene Ontology annotation, biological process: regulation of DNA-templated transcription. Gene Ontology annotation, molecular function: RNA polymerase II cis-regulatory region sequence-specific DNA binding; DNA-binding transcription factor activity, RNA polymerase II-specific. Lineage: Eukaryota; Parabasalia; Trichomonadida; Trichomonadidae. Gene Ontology annotation, cellular component: nucleus. The record is from RefSeq and is a predicted model, not a curated record. The transcript has a single exon. Bases 1 to 630 code for a protein of 209 amino acids.